This is a messenger RNA of Tribolium castaneum (red flour beetle), 5757 nucleotides long. RefSeq lists its product as uncharacterized. The record is from RefSeq and is a predicted model, not a curated record. Gene Ontology annotation, molecular function: rRNA small subunit aminocarboxypropyltransferase activity. Bases 139 to 819 code for a protein of 226 amino acids. The transcript is spliced from 6 exons. Gene Ontology annotation, biological process: maturation of SSU-rRNA. NCBI's taxonomy places the organism in Eukaryota, Metazoa, Arthropoda, Insecta, Coleoptera, Tenebrionidae.
UUGGCAAUUGCGGGUUUUCCCAAAUACACUCCUUUGAAGAUUCGGCCCUCGGCACCUUGUCUGAACAAUUCGAACCCUUCCAUUUGCAGUAGUUUUUAACUAAUUCCAGUUUUCACUCUUGCUGUUGACACAAAAAACAUGACUUCUGUCGAGGAGAGCCUUGAGAACGCAACAAUAAAUUCAUCAUCGACUGAUAAUUCCGAUGACUCAAGUAGCGAAAGCAGCGAUGAAGAAGUACCCGACUUUCCCAUUGCCAUGUGGGAUUUUAAUCAAUGUGACCCCAAGAAAUGUUCAGGCCGCAAAUUAUCGCGUCUAAAAUUAAUUAAAACCCUAAAAGUCAAACAAAAAUUUCCAGGGCUGGUAUUAACCCCGACUGGCACUAAAUGCGUAAGUCCCAAUGAUCGCGACAUUGUUUCAAGCAAGGGGGUAGCCGUGGUGGACUGCUCAUGGGCCAGAAUCGACGAGACACCCAUUGCAGCACUCAAGCCCCAACAUGGGCGCUUAUUACCGUUUCUCGUGGCCGCAAACCCCAUCAAUUACGGGCGACCUUGCCAAUUAAGUUGCGUUGAAGCGAUAGCCGCAACUUUGUACAUCACCGGAUACAAAAAAUUAGCUCGGCAGUAUUUAGAUAAAUUUUCGUGGGGACAUUCAUUUAUCGAACUGAAUAAAAAUAUAUUGGAGGUAUAUUCAAAUUGUAGCGACAGCCAAUCGGUGAUUGCCGAACAGACCAAAUAUAUAGAAAAUGAGCAAAAACAGCAAGAAUUGGCCAAACAAGCGAAACCGGAUUUUCCAAGUUCAAGGGAGAGUGAAUCGGAUUAAGUUUUUUAUUUUUUUAUAAAAAUGUAUUUACGUAAAUGUAAAAACAUAAUACAAGUGAGUUACGAUGCAUUAACUUCCUCAAUCGCCAAAUGUGCGAUAAACCUCAACCUCAUUUGCAAAGGCGGUCUUAACCGGCGCACCACAGUCUCCAACUCCUUCUUCAUGCUAUCCCCCACAAACAUGUACUUAAUGUGGUACAAGAGAUCGCAGAUCGGGUCCAUAUAUUUCAACUCGCUGUGCGCGUGGUCAACUUGUGCCAACAGUUCGUACAAAGCACUCGUCAAUUCCACUAUUGCCACGUUAAACCGUUGCAAAAAGGGCCCCACAAGAUGACAAACAUAGAGAAACUGUUCUUCGGACCGUACCACAGCCGGUAAACACUCACGCGCCCAUCGGGGCACACUGGCGAUCUGCCCCGGACCAGCGUGAUGCCAAACCGAAUGAGCCAAAGCUAGCAUAUAACUAAAAUUAUUAUGCAAAAGCCCAGCGUGGGUUUCUUUGAAAUCGAACAAACGGAAGGGAGAACAGUCAAAAUUCCACGUUUCUAGCUCGUUUAACGUGGCCACAAGUCGAUCGUGUAGAACACUCCAGUAGCUAACUGGAAGCGCUGCCAGAAUUAAACCAACAGCAUUGACCCACUGGUGGAUGUCUGACGAGGGAAUUGUGACAUAGCCUUUGGCCACGACGUCUAGCAAACCGUUGGCUACGGCCACCGGACCGGCGGACAACGCCAUCAGUUCCACACAGCUGGUGUAAAGAAUAUGAGCCCCGGCGUUUGGGAACUCAUUGAACCGCCAAUCAAUUACGGAAUUGGCAGUGGCGCCCCCUAGAAUAUCAACGACUCGCUUGACCACUUGUAUGUAAUAGUCCAGUUCGGGGGUCCACAUCUCGUCAGCAGCUCGUCCGAGGUACAGUUGGUAGGGCUCCGAAAGACUGUCUUUGAGUGUCCCUAAGACAGCAGCCACCAACCGUCGUUUCAAAGGUGGACGGUCCCUAAGCCUAGUCUCGUAAUAGUGCAAAGUGUUGUACAAAUAAGUGACCGGACGGUCAUGAAACUUGUACAAACAACCCAAGUGUUCUAACAGAAUCUCCAAACUUUUGGUGACUUGCGGUAUUUCCAAAAACCGGUGCACCACUAUAUCAAAAACCGGCAAAAAGCGCAAACACACGUUGCCAAAAUAGGGGUGGUAACCACUUGACUGUUCCUCGGGGGCAAACUUCUCGGGGUAUUUCCGGUGAAACUCCAAGUGUUUCUCGUGCCAGUUGGUCUGGUUCCAAUGAUCGGGCGAGUUGUCUUUGACGAAAUCCUGCACCCGAUUCCUAAACUCUGUAGCUUUAAGCAACACCAACUGGAUGAUGAACGAACAGACUUGAGCCUCGCUCCCUUCCUGCGUCCGCAGCGCCAAACACAAGACCAACCGAUCGAUUGUCACAAUAUUGUACUUCCAGAUCAUGUCAUUGAUCGUAUCCACGCAUUUGUUAACAUGUUGCCCCCCAGGACUGUUACUAAACUCGAACACGAGACAAUCACAAAACUUCCUCAAGUGGGCCGAAAGCGCCCUUGCCCCAAUCCUCUCCAGGAUUUUGUAGGCAAUUGGCGUGAUGUGAUCAGUCUCGAGGAGCAUUUUCCACAACAAACAGAGGAAAAGUGGGGGCGCUCCCGCAACCCCAAAAUGCGCCAUCAUGUCAUUUUCGUUGUUCAUGGACGACCACUUCCGGUACUCCUCCUCCACUGCUUUCUUCAAUUGUUGUUUGUUUUCUUUAGGGACGGCAUGUUGCGUGAAAAACUCGGCCAGAGCCCUGGGGAAGCAUUCGAGGGUGUGGGGGGCCCACGCAUGGGGGGUACUUUGUGCAAUGGUCGCCAGCAACUCGUGACACCACGAGCCGUCGGCCCCCGUCACGUGCGUGGCCCUAGCUAGGGUCAAAACCAGCGCCCGAUUCAACUCUUCCGAUUCCGCCGAAAUUAACGUCUUGGGUUCGGCUAAAAAGCGGCUCAGUUCGGGCUGAACUUCGCCACUGCCCAGCCCCGUGAUUAGACGCAAAGCGGUCGAUUCGACACAUAAGUGCAGUUGGGUUUGGUUGGCUUGCGGCACCGCUGCCAACGAAUGCAAGUGGCUGAGUAACUGGACACGGUAGUGGGGGUGGAUGUGGUGCAUCCGAUAACUAAACAUCUCCAGAAGUGUGUAAAGGGUGCCCCAAGCGUGUGACUUGUAUACGGUUGGCAACAACUGGCUUAUGAACCCUUUGAUGCCCAACGAUUCGAUCUCGGUGUACACCAACAGGCGACUGUACGUUUCCACCAAAGCUGGUGAUAGUGGCAUUCCUAACUUGGCCUGUGCUAGUUUAAUCACGUGUGUGACAAUACUAUGGAUUAAGCUCAUUUUCGAAUGCACAGUUAAUGAGUCCAAGACGGCCAUGCUUAAAGGCGCGGUAGGUGGGGCUGUUGAUUUGGGGCUCCCUUGGAUCGUCUCAACUAGCGCUGCCAUUGGCUUACUGUAAUAAUCGGGGUUCGUUGAGUAGGCGUUGCACAACAAGGCGAUUCUGUAGUCAUUUCCCAUCGCUAACACGGUGUUAUUAGGGGGCACCAACUGUUGGAGGAAAUCAUGAUGGUUGCGUAGUUUGGCGGGAAUUGGCCAAGUCAAGUUGGUCAUUUCGGCUUGCGCUUUCUUAGUCAAGUGGAUCCAAAUGCACGUCAUUGCCAUCUGUCUCGUACACUGGGGCUGGUUGAAGUCCGGAACGGGCAAAGGGGGCUCCUGUUCCGGAAACAACAGUUCGUAAAGCCGCAAAACUGGGAGGAAAUUCGAGAGGGGGUUCUUCUGAAUCGAACCGGAAAUAAACUGCAAGAGGACCCACAUGAGUUGGUCGCGCCCUCUCCGCAAGUCGCGCCCUUGCAGUCUCGAAUGCAACGAUAUAACAAUGUUUGGGAAACUCGCAAAUUGGAAAAGAACAAAAUAAAUUAACUGGGACGACAAGUGCAGCCAUAACCCUUGAGUGGCGCUCUCAUCGCCCUCAUUUUCCGUGCGUUCCAGCGCCAAAAUCACCAACUCGACCAGUUGUUCCUCAAGGGCGGCACAGUGUCUCUUGUGCUGUUUCUGCAACCCUAACAUGCCACACACCAUGUCGCGACUGUACGGCUGUUCCAGAACGUAUCGUAAUAAACCGGUUUGCUUCUCUAGUAAUUCGGGAGCGUACGGUAAAGUGCCCUUAAGCGAGAAUCGCAACGUGCACGGGUCAAGUUUCCAGGGAUUGACCAAGUGUUCGGGACAGCCGCUGUGCUCCACAACUGGCCGCAUUUCCGCCUGGCCUACGAUAGCCACCAUUUGGGCACAGGCCCGAAAACUGCCAACGUAAUCGGAGAAGAGGGCAGCAAGGCGCCAGUGGGGGCAGUCAGGGUAGGCCUUCUGGAGCUCGUUCACUAGGAGAUAGCCAGGCAGGAGGCACGCGUUCCUGUCCAUGAUUCGUUCAGCGACGCUUAAAAGAGCCUGGGUUUGGGGCUGCAAGCCCGCGUUCAAGCGCCAGGGGAGACUUUUCGCCUUCUCGCAACAUCCCUACAAUCAACAAUCAAACAAUUACCACAACAAUUCCCCACUUACUUUCAUAAUUUCGCGAACGCCCUUGUAUUCAACCAAAUCUAUAAUUUUCCGCACGAGUUUAAAGCACUCGAUCCAGAACCGCGCAUUGGUGUGUUGUAGUUUAUCGAAAUUCAUCACCACCUCACACACGAUACGGGCCCCAAUGGUACCGUUGCGCACGACACUUUCCAGGAGCUCCAUCAAGAGCUGGAGCUUGCUUUGGGAACAUAGUACAGCAGUGUUGAGGUACUGGCGAAGGGCGGUGUCUAGCUGCUCCUGGGGGAUGCUCCGCAGGGCUGUGUUCAACUCUUGUUGCCAUACAGCCACCUUUUCCUUUUCGGCACUGGGGCGGUGCACUAGAAAGCAACUAAAGGCUUCUUCGAUGCCUUCAACUUUGAGAAUGUCGGUUAGGACGUUUGUUAGUGGCUCGCCCAUCGUGUCCACGGUUAUUUUUCAGGCGAAAACAUUAUUUUGUGGUUAUUUGAAUGGGAUAAUAACGGUAGGUUAUGUUUGGCCGACUACAUGUUUAGGCAACACAUUAUACAAGCGCCUAACACUGCAGAACCGUAUUCGAUUAUUUUGACUUGCUGGGUGAAUCCUCAGAGAUAAUAAAUAAUUGCGUGCGUUGUAAGAUGUUAUCAACUCUCAAACAACGUCAAUCUAAAUUAUUCCAUACCUAGCCACAUUGUAAUAAAAUUCAUAUCAGCCCGAAUCUAUUCGUUUAUUUGCAUAUCCACUUCAUACGUGAAAAUUUGUUUGCUUAUCUUUUAAUAAAGGCAAUAUUAUUACCGCACGUCUCGUUCAUUAUGCGCUUAAAGAGUUCUUUUUGUCUCACAUUUCGAUAUGAACUCACAGUUCAUAGAACAGGUGCAAAUUUUAAUGCACGCUCAACAAAUUAAAUGUGCGGAAAGUAUUUUUGGGAAAUCAAACUACAUGUGGCUUUGCAGCAAAAGAACUCCCGUUAUUUGGAUGUCGACGAAAGAUGAAUUCUUAAUUCGACAAGCCCUAACAAAGGUCACUCCUGACCAACAGGUGAAAGUUAUGAAACAAUUAUUGACUUGGCUGGAUAAUAAUCCCGAAGUCCACUCUUUGAAAAUCCCUGAAAUGUCGCUAAAGCUCCUCAACAACAUGGCUAAUGCCAAUGCCAUGAAUGAAAGGACUUUUUCAAGAAUGAAUAGUUUCAGAAACAGUCUGAGACGCUUGUCCUUAAUUACGAACCGAAUCGCUCCCGCAAACACACCCAGAAGAUCCGUAACUUUCAACGACGUUCCCAUAAUUUACCGCAUAAAAUACUGACAAAAAAGUAACGAAACCUUUACAAUAUCUAUGUAAAAUUUGUGCCGAAAUAAAUGCACCUUAAAAUUUU